AUGUCACAUUUUUCCUAUCACACAAAUCGCAUUAUCAUCGUGCCCAGCCACUCAUCAGACAUGGCGCUCACUGCCUGCACCGUGACAUGGCCGGCGAUCGCUCCAACUGUUGCUGUCUCUGUCGCUCGGUCUGAUCGAUUGAGCAGUAGUCCCUUCAAGGGAAUGGUAAAACAAAACAACCUUUCCGUCAAAAGUCUGUCCAAGCUGGUCGCCGUCAGGGCUAGUGCCUCAACUGACAGUCACGACGCAGACACAGGAGCGACAGCUAACUUGAAGGAGUUUUUAAGCGAUUUGAAGAAUGUCGGCAGGGUCCGGCUGAUUGUUAACACUGGAUUGGGCGUUCUCGAAUCGGUCACAACCCUAGAUGGGCUUUUUUAUCACACUCUUCCAGGCAAAGGCGAGUAUGCCAAUGUCAUCAAGUCAGAGGAGAAUGUGGACUUCCACUUGCUGUUGAGCUCGGUUUCUGGGGCGAAGCUGAUUACAGGAAAGUCCAUGCGAGGAGACUUUCCCACUUACACUGUUCGUUUCUUGAACGCGGAGAAGGAAGUCGGAGCCAGUAUCUUCGUCAUGUGGAAACCAGGCACCAUGGGUGAUUACGACGAUGGCCAGGCUGAUGCCUACCAGUCACUUGUCAAGAAAUACGCGUCCACGACGUCCGGUGCCCUCCCGCGCAAGCUCCAGACGACUGUGAUUUACGUAGCUCCUUCGCAGAUGCCGGCAAUGAUGGAGCUGAAGGCGGCGCUGACGCCGUACAUCAACCUCACGUCGUGGACGGCGACGAACCCCUGCUCCUCGUGGUGGCUCAUCACGUGCUGGACCAACGGGCUCGUGCGCCGCAUGGACAUCAGCUCCAAGGCCAUCCAGGGCAACCUGCCAUCCGUCAUCGGCAACCUCACCAGCCUCGAUGAGUUUUUUGCCACCACAAAUUGGCUCAAGGGACCUCUCCCCGACUCGUUCAGUCGACUCACAGCCAUCAGGAACCUGCAGCUGUUCAAGAACUACUUCGAGGGUCCUAUCCUCGAUUCAUGGGGCAACAUGAAGAACCUCGUGCAGCUGCACCUUAACCUCAAUUACUUUUCCGGCGGGCUGCCCGACAGCUUCUCGCAGCUGACCAACAUGCAGAAAUUUUACGUGUCCAGCAACCUUCUCAACUCCUCCUUCCCCACAGUCGUCUGCACCAUGAAGAACCUGAGGGAGCUUCGCCUCAGCUACAACCACUUCACUGGCUCCGUACCCUCGUGCCUCAGCCAACUGUCCUACCUCUACUAUCUCUACAUCGACACCAACAAGCUCACAGGCAGUCUCCCGGCCACCAUUGGCAACCUGCCUGCCCUGCAGAACUUGUUCAUCAAUCAGAACAGUCUCAGCGGCCCUCUGCCUCCCACCAUCACCAAGCUCACCAACCUGCGCAUCCUCUUCAUGAGCAGCAACCCCUAUCUGGACGGCCCUCUGCCGUCAGACCUCGGCAACAUGGCCAGCCUCACAGACUUUGUGAUGGAGUUUGCAGCCUUCAAUGGCACCAUGCCUGAUUCCAUCACCAAGCUCACUCGCCUCUCCCGCAUUCUGAUGGACAACUGUCGCUUCACCGGGUCCAUCCCACAGGGCAUCAGCAAUCUCAAGGCGCUUACCGUGCUGUAUCUGGAAGGCAACCGUUUCCACGGCAGCUUCCCUGCUGGCCUUCUCACUCUACCCAAACUCAACCUGCUCAACUUACAUGACAACCAGUUUUCCGGCCCACUCCCCUCGGGCUUCCUCAACUCCACCAUAGUAACCGCGGGGCAGAUCAACCUUCACCACAACUACUUCAACGGUCCGGCCACCGUCGUUGCCGGCGCCACUCCCUUCUGCCCCAAGGACCAGACUCGCAUCGGCGUCUUCUACCAGUCGUCCCUCGCAUACAACUGCAUCAAGUAUCCUGCCACCAGUGCAUGCGCACUUGUUCCUAGGAUUGAAACCCAGCUUUCGUCCACCACUUGCCAGGCGUUCUGUGGCGCUGACGUGGCGCCGUGUGGCGGGCAUGGCACGUGCUGGUUUGGGGUUGGCCGCAGCGUGUCGUGUGACUGUGAUCCGGGGUAUGUGCCCACCUUAGAUGGGCUGUCCUGUGUUGCGGACACCACUGGCGUGGUGGUCUAA
Messenger RNA from Closterium sp. Yama58-4, 2133 nucleotides. NCBI's taxonomy places the organism in Eukaryota, Viridiplantae, Streptophyta, Zygnematophyceae, Desmidiales, Closteriaceae. The record is from the annotation of a GenBank genome assembly.